Anastrepha obliqua is the source of this 2778-nucleotide messenger RNA. It is a transcript of the gene Sf3a1, whose product is annotated as splicing factor 3A subunit 1. Gene Ontology annotation, biological process: mRNA cis splicing, via spliceosome; regulation of alternative mRNA splicing, via spliceosome. Gene Ontology annotation, cellular component: catalytic step 2 spliceosome; U2 snRNP; U2-type prespliceosome. Gene Ontology annotation, molecular function: RNA binding; protein binding. The transcript has 10 exons. The record is from RefSeq and is a predicted model, not a curated record. NCBI's taxonomy places the organism in Eukaryota, Metazoa, Arthropoda, Insecta, Diptera, Tephritidae. The coding region runs from base 109 to 2478 and encodes 789 amino acids.
GGCACAUCGCAAUUUGACAGGAACUUCCAUACUAAGUGAAUCGAGUUACAAAAAUUAAUAUUUUCUGUUGAAAGUUUUUCAAAAUAACAUCUAUUUCGUUAAGGGACGAUGCCAUCGCUGGACGUAGCAAACAAUGGAGCGGAUUCGCCGCCACAGGGUAACGAACAAUCAAAGCCAAUGUCUGGUCUUAUAAUUGGUAUUAUUUAUCCACCACCGGAGGUGAGGAACAUUGUCGAUAAGACGGCUAGUUUUGUAGCGCGCAAUGGUCCCGAAUUUGAAGCACGUAUACGGCAGAAUGAGUUAGGAAACGCAAAAUUUAAUUUUUUAAGUGGAGGUGAUCCAUAUCACGCAUACUAUAGGCAUAAAGUGAAUGAAUUUCGGGAAGGAAAAGAUGCAUCUGGCGAACCAAGUGUCGUUGUUGGCAUCAAGCAGUUAUCUGUUACUAGUGCUGCUCAGCAGAAGCAGCAAGAACUUUUAAAACAAGUGGCAGAGCAGCAAUUCGUGCCAAAAGACCCUCCUUCUGAUUUUGAGUUUAUUGCUGAUCCGCCGUCUAUUUCUGCAUUAGAUUUAGACAUUGUUAAACUAACAGCCCAGUUUGUAGCACGUAAUGGUCGUCAAUUUCUGACAAACCUGAUGAAUCGUGAACAGCGUAAUUUUCAGUUCGACUUUUUACGACCCCAACACUCAUUGUUCCAGUAUUUCACAAAAUUAUUGGAGCAGUACACAAAAAUAUUGAUUCCACCUAAAGACCUUCUGAAUAAACUGCGCUCCGAAUGCGCGGAUGGUCGGACCAGUAUUAACUUAGUUUUGGAUCAGGUAAAAUACCGCGCAAACUGGCAGAAACAUCAGGAAGCUCAACGUCGACGAGAAGAAGAGAAAGUUGAAAAGGAAAGGGUGGCUUAUGCACAAAUCGAUUGGCAUGACUUUGUGGUUGUGGAAACUGUAGACUAUCAACCUUUCGAGACUGGUAACUUUCCACCACCUACUACACCGGAGGAAGUGGGAGCUCGUGUACUAAUGGAGGAGCGUUUGUUAGAAGAAGAUGGUGAUAUAGAAAUGCAGAUUGAAUCAGAUGAAGAGGAUGGUCAAGAGGAACAAGUUACCGUUAAAUUGUCGCAAAUGGAAAAUCGUACCGGUAUACAAAUGAAAGGUGCCUCGUAUAAUCAGCAAUCAACAAAUGCCAAAAAGGACAAUACACAAGUUCAAGAUAUGGAUGAGGCUUCCAGUGAUGAAGAUACACCUUCAAACCUGAAGAUGCAGCCACCUGUUGCACCACUAAUGCCCCCAACACAUGAUAAGGUAGUUGUUAAAAAAUACGAUCCGAAAGCAACUCAACAGAAGCAGCCGAAAGCAGCGGGUGCCGAUGAGUAUCUUAUUUCCCCAAUAACAGGAGAAAAAAUACCAGCUUCGAAAGUAGCAGAACACAUGCGCAUUGGAUUAUUGGAUCCUCGUUGGGUGGAACAACGUGAUAAGCAUACAGUUGAGAAAAUCAAUCAAGACACAGUUUACGCUGCUGGUACUGCUAUUGAAGCUAGUUUAAAACAAUUAGCGGAGCGCCGUACAGAUAUAUUUGGCGUAGGCGAUGAAGAGACAGUUAUUGGUAAAAAGUUAGGCGAAGAGGAAACAAAAAAAGAUGAUCGUGUCACUUGGGAUGGGCAUACAUCAAGUGUAGAGGCAGCAACACGAGCUGCCCGAGCCAACAUAACAUUGGAAGACCAGAUUCAUCAAAUUCAUAAGGUAAAAGGAUUAUUACCAGAUGAAGAAAAAGAAAAAAUUGGACCGAAACCAGUUAGCAACAAAACUACAUUAUCAGCACCACCUUUGCCUCACCAGGCAGCGUUGAAAGGACAUGCUCAAGUUUCUCAUCACUCCGUCUCUCACCAUCAUCAUCAACCACCGCAGCAAUCACAACAACAAACACUUCCUCAGCCAUCUGCGCACAAUAUGCCACCUACUUCUCAACCAGUCAUGAUGAUGCCAAUGAGGCCACCACCACCGAUGUUGCCGCCACCAUUUCCUGUUGGUGGUUACAUGCCUCCUUUGCAAACGGGUGGACCACCACAAAUGCCAUCAGGAUCAAAUGUAAUGGACCAAUCAAUGAUGCAACUUCCGCCAAUGCCUGUAGAUGAGGAACCACCAAACAAAAAAAUGCGUUCCGAAGAUAAUCUGAUACCCGAAGAAGAGUUUAUAGCAAAACACAAGAGUCCCAUAACUAUUCAAAUACAAAUUCCCAAUGUAAUUGACAAGUCUGAAUGGAAACUCAAUGGGCAAACGAUCGCAUUUUCAUUAUCUCUCACAGACAUUGUUUCCAAUCUCAAAGCAAAGAUUCAAGAUGAAACAGGAAUGCCACCUGCUAAACAAAAAAUUUCCUAUGAGGGAAUGUUUUUUAAGGACAGCAACACCAUGGCAUAUUAUAAUUUGCUUAGCGGUGCAACAAUACAUCUACAAAUUAAAGAACGUGGUGGAAGAAAAAAAUAAGAAAUUUCCAUUUUCCUAUCUACAUAUAUGUGAGAAAUCUGUAAAACAAUGUUUCACGACACACAAAAAAUAAUCAAAUUUUAUUUAGAAAGUUAAUUUAUUAUUUAGACCCAUGAGCUUAAAGUAGUUUAGUUUUGUUUUAAUCCUUUCAGGCACAACUUAUGCUUUUUUAAAUUUCGGGUUACAGCAACUGAGUGGUUUGUGCGUGACGUCUAUUUGGCCAAUCCCGGUUCCACACAUGAAACAUAAAAUUAUAGAAAGUUUUCUCUUGUAACAAAUACAUAUAACCUUAUAGAAUUA